Salvelinus fontinalis (brook trout) is the source of this 3674-nucleotide messenger RNA. Its product is annotated as GTPase IMAP family member 7-like. The record is from RefSeq and is a predicted model, not a curated record. Bases 912 to 1901 code for a protein of 329 amino acids. The transcript has 3 exons. NCBI's taxonomy places the organism in Eukaryota, Metazoa, Chordata, Actinopteri, Salmoniformes, Salmonidae. Gene Ontology annotation, molecular function: GTP binding.
CCAAAUUUAUUGUGGGAAGCUUGUGGAAGGCUACCUGAAACAUUUGACCCAAGUUAAACAAUUUAAAGGCAAUGCUACCAAAUACUAAUUGAGUGUAUGUAAACCUCUGACCCACUGGGAAUGUGAUGAAAGAAAUUACAUCUAAAUUAAAUCUCACUCUCUACUAUUAUUCUGACAUUUCACAUUCUUACAAUAAAGUGGUGAUUCUAACUGACCUGAGACAGGACAUUUUUACUAGGAUUAAAUGUCAGGAAUUGUGAAAAACUGAGUUUAAAUGUAUUUGGCUAAGGUGUAUGUAAACUUCCAACUUCAAAUGUAAGUGUGUGACUUGUUAAGCACAGUUUCACUUAUUUAGGCUUGCCAUAACUUAGGGGUUGAAUACUUAUUGACUCAAGACAUUUCAGCUUUUCAUUUUUUAUUCAUUUGUCAAAAUUACUCAAAAUAAUUAUACUUUGAAAUUAUGGGGUAUUGUGUGUAUGUGGAAAAAGCCAAGGGGUAUGAAUAUUUUCUGAAGGCACUGUUUUUUUUUUACAUUUCCUGUUGUUGCUUUUAUGUCUUGUGAAGAGUUUAAUGCUAUCAGCUGACAUUAAGUUGAAGACGGAUGAUGACGAUGUUGAUUGCUGUAAAUAAAACAAAAUACUUAAAUGUUAGGACUAUGAAAUAGACCUUUUCAACGUCAAGUGUUCACAAAACUGAAACUCAAACCUCUGCUUUGUACAGGGUUUAUAUUUGUCCCUCUGCACCUGCAUUGAAACAUGGGGUUGGCCACAACAUCGUCACAUGUCAGUUCUGAUAUCAUACUGUAUAUCUAUAGAGGAAGGAGUGAGGUACAGUCACGUCCUUCGUUAUUAUUGCCUCGGUGUGUGUAGAAUAUUAUUACCUUGGUGUGUGUAGAAUAUCGGAGAUAAAGAAUGACUGAAAGAAUGGCUGAGGACGAGCUUGUUCCCUUGGUAGCCCAAGACAAGACCUCCUCUACUGAUUUGUUUAGGAUUGUUCUGGUGGGUAAGACUGGAGCAGGGAAGAGUGCAACCGGAAACACCAUCCUGGGGAAAACGGUGUUUGAAGUGAACGCCUCUCUCAAUUCUGUGACAGACAAGUGUUACAAAACAAUUGGAGAGGUGUGUGGGAUGCGGGUGCAUAUUGUUGACACUCCUGGCAUCUUGGACACAGCGAAGACGGAUGAAGAAGUGAAAAAGACAGUAGGGGAGUGUGUCAACAUGUCUGUUCCGGGACCCCACGCAUUCCUGCUGGUGAUCAGGCUGGGGGGGAGGUUCACAGAGGAGGAGAGGAACACCGUGAAGUGGAUCCAGGAGAACUUUGGAGAGGACGCUUCAUUGCACACCCUCUUACUGUUCACCUGUAAAGAUCAGCUGAAUGGUCAAGAAGUGGUCAACGUUCUGAGAAAGUCCAAGGAUGUACAGAAACUUCUCAACACCUGUGGGGGCAGAUAUCACUCGUUCAAUAACAACGAGAAAGACCCCACUCAGGUUACAGAGCUUCUGGAGAAAAUAAAAGAAAUGGUGGAGAAUAAUGGAGGAAAUUACUACACCAAUGACAUGUAUAAGAAGGCUCAGAAAAAGAUCAAAGAGGAGGAGGAGAAGAGGAAAGCGGAGGAAGAAAAGCAGAGGCAGGAGCAGGAAAGAAUCAUAGAGCAAAGAAUAAGACAGGAGAUAGAAGAGAAGGGGAGGAGAAAGAUAAUGUUCCGUAUGAUAUUGCUUGUUGCUAUUCUGUUAAUCAUAGGAGGGGUGAUUUUAGUAGCUACUAUAGGGGGAACAGUGGCAAAAGCUAUUGGAAUAACAUUAAUUUUUGUAGGAGUAGCAGGUGUCAUAAUAGCAGGUGUCAUAAUAGCUAAGAUUUUCAAGACACAAAGAAGUGAAGCUGGCACACUUGCCUCAGUGUAAAAUUGGGCCUGUUCCAGACAGACCUGGCACCUAUGAACCUAAUGAGAGCCAGGCGGAGCUGUGCCCUUGCAGAUUUGGUUUUUCCUAAUUUUUUAUUAUAAUGAAUUUCUUUGGUCCACAUGCAUUUGUCCAACAACACAAGUAAUCAACCGCAAAAUCAGACAACCCCAUUGUGGAAUAGUUUACCUAUUCAAUUGGUCAGCUUGUCGCAUUCUAUGUGAGAAAAUAAUAUUUAUCUUGAGGCGCUUUCAAAUUGAGAGUGCCACAAGGAAAGAAACUUGCAUGCCCCAGUCAUUGCACAACAUUCAGCUUUGAUGGCUACUGUUAAAAAGAGCAGGAUCACAGCUUUUUAGUGCUUCUACAUUUUAUUUCUGAACUCCAGAAAAUGUGCGGACUGCACCCUUUUAAAACCAGAGUUUUUAGCAACAGCAGGGAUGAUCUGUUUUAGAGCUCGCCAAUGGCGUUGAAUGCAUAGGGGAGAUCGAUGUUAUAUGUAACUUGAAUGAGUGCCAGUGGAAUGUUUUUUGAGGGACAUUCAAUUCAUCAAUAUGUUGCUAACUAGCAAUAAGAUAAGGUUUAUAGUUUGUGAUCGAGCUAAUGAUAUAGCCACUAUGCUGCAUCAGUCGGGCUACAGGUAAUACUUGUUAUUGAUAAAUAGCACACCUGCUUGCUAAUAUGGACCAAUAUGUUAUUGGAUAAUUUCUGGAGGGGGUAUUUAUAUUUUAGAUGGUGACAGCAUAAUUGCAUUUUUAUUCAUUUUGGAGUAGAAUCCUUUUUGAAAAAGUCACCAGAACGGACCUUCGUUCUACAAAACGUUUUUUAGGUCCAUCCGUGACCUUGUCACCAUUGCUACAAAAAAAAUACAGGGAAACACUUACCAAGAAUGUUUUAGUUGUUACAGCUUGGACACUUACUUUUGUUUACCAAUUUGUUCAAUUAUUCUUUAGUCCUUUAACAGUGCCUUCAUUUUCAUAAAAUAAUUAUGAAAAUAUUUUGGGUGUAGAAGCUUAAUUAGCAAUGAAGUUACCAAAUAAACAUCCCUGUGUGUCCAUUUUUAUUUUUGCAUUUUUUAUUUAACCUUUAUUCAACUUGGCAAGUCAGUUAAGAACAGAUUCUUAUUUACAAUGACAGCCUACCACAGCCAAACCCGGACGGCGCUGGGCCAAUUGUGUGCCACCUUAUGGGACUCCCAAUCACGGACGGAUGUGAUACAGCCUUGAUUCCAACCAGGGACUGUAGUGACACCUGUUGCACUGAGAUGCAGUGUCUUAGACCGCUGCUCCACUUAUGUUAGUAAAAACAGGAAGUCAUCAUUGUUUUUGUUAACAAAAAGGGAAUUAUGAAAAUGUUUGUGCCUUUAUCUGAAUUUACAGUAGAAUGUUUUAUAUAUCUAGUUGCAAAUUGUUUAAAACAAAUUGUGUUUCUGCUUCAAUGGAAGUCUACAAACCUAUGAGCAGACAAGCCUAUCAACUGAAUGCAUGGAAUUGUAUUGUGAUGAUACCAGUGAAUGAAUCCUGCACACAAUAUGCUUAUCAGGAGUAAUAUUUGAUGUGUAAAAUUGUUUGGUGAAAUAUGCAUAAAAGGAUAGUAAUCACCCAUAAUUCUGCACCUUUCGAUAGUUGUAUUUCCAUGUUUCAUGAUUUAGUGACUGUAAAGAAAAUCUAUUAAUCUACUGGGAUUUUGUAAAAGACUGACUAAGUAUUGAUGAAAGUAUUUAUGUUUUGAGAAGGCUACUUCAUUGUUCCCAACAAUAAAAUUGGGGAGGGGACUGUG